AUGGUCAUCCUGAACUUCACCCUGAGCGAAGAAGGGGUCGCAGUGCUCCAUGAUGCCCUCGCCUGCCUGUUCAAGUUCAGUGACGACGUCUGCUUGGAGGCCAGACGAGACAAGUCUCUCCUUACCAUAUUUCGGGCCCGCCAUAAUAGUGGCGAUCAGUCUCGAGAGAAAAACUCGGCGAUUGAAAGCUGUGAUGUGGCAAUCGAUGACGGCCUUGGUAGGAAAAGCCGUCUCGUUGCGAGAGUAUCUUUCAGAAAUGGUAUCACCGCAUCUCACUCCCUUCCGUUCGAGGUCAAACCGCCCAUGCACGCCAAAUUCAAUCCAGACGAGGCCUGUAAUAGAUGGGCGAUAUCCUCCCGGACCCUACGCCAACUCAUGGACCAUUUUGGUCCGGGCAUAGAGUUGCUUGACAUUAACACGGACAACGACACUCGAGUUGUCAACUUUACAUGCUUCACCGAGAAGGUACAAAAACGUGGCGCUGUCAACAACGAAGAGGUCCUCAAGAAGCCCCUCCACACUAACAUUGCGGUCGAGAUGGAUGAGUUUGACCACGUCAAUGUUGAAGACAAGCUUCACAUUAUCAUUAGCGUCAAAGAUUUUCGUGCAAUUUUGCAGCACGCCCAGCUGAUCAGCGGGGAGCUGACAACAUGUUACUCCAAUCCGGGACGUCCCAUGAAGCUUUCCUACAGCGCUGAUGGCAUUGUAUGCGAAUUCAUCUUGAUGACUGUCGGAGAAAAGGACGCUCUCAGUCAGAAACAUAAGAAUCUGCGAGCGAACACGGCAUCUAAGAUUCCUCGACCAGAGCUCGACGCGUCAUCCCAUCGUGCCAGUUCUGUUGCCAACAGUAGCCAUCAGAAUUCCCAUGAGGUCGCAUCGGCGCCGGUAGCUACCCCAACCUCUAUGCCAGCACCCCCUCAACUGAGGACAUCAGCUAGGCCCCGAAACUCAGCUUUCGAAAUCCGGCCUCAGCCGAUUCCCCCACACUCUGCUGCUACAGCCCAGUCUGAGUCACUAUUUGUCUCCCAAGGCGACGAGGAUGAGCAGUGGGAGCCUGUCAAUCCCGAGGGGGAAGAUGAAGAGAACGCAAGGCUUGAAUGGAAUGCCACUAACGACCCGAAUCCUUCAUCUCUGCGUAUUGGCAGUUACUUGAGCAGGUCAGCAGAUCCUCAAGAAAUGGCCUCCGAUAUUCUUGAACCUGGGCUCGAGCCGACGCAGCGGCUUUCUCAGGUCCGGAGGUUUGGUUUAUUUUCGCCUUAA
Thermochaetoides thermophila DSM 1495 is the source of this 1260-nucleotide messenger RNA. RefSeq names its product putative DNA repair protein. NCBI's taxonomy places the organism in Eukaryota, Fungi, Ascomycota, Sordariomycetes, Sordariales, Chaetomiaceae. Gene Ontology annotation, biological process: cellular response to ionizing radiation; mitotic intra-S DNA damage checkpoint signaling; DNA repair. Gene Ontology annotation, cellular component: checkpoint clamp complex. The record is from RefSeq and is a predicted model, not a curated record. The coding region runs from base 1 to 1260 and encodes 419 amino acids. The transcript has 6 exons.